CAGUGCCUCGGGUUCUGGCGCCUGGGGAGGUUGGCUGAAGGUUUCGUCUGCUGAGCCGUUGGGUCAGUUUCGUGGGAGAAUGGUGAAUAAAUGGGAGAAGGAUCAGGUUACGAACCGAAAAGACUUUAGCGGCAGGUUAUGCAAGAGGUUUCUGGGGGCAGAUUCAGAGUUGCCUCCUGUAUUCUCCGUUGAUUCCAGAAUCCUCUGCACUUCAGCCCUCGCAGGAGAACCAUGCCAAAACCCCGGAAGAGGCUGGCUGGGACUGCCGAGGCUGCUGGGCCAGGAUAAAGUCAUCUCUGCAUGUCUACAAAGUCAAGAACUAGCUGUUUUAUCCAACUUCUGGCACCUUCAAGGAGCUGAAAGGAGGCAGGCCACAAAGCACAACAACAAGGGGCCAGCAGAAAAACGUACCAAGACUAAGAACCCAGCAGGGGCAUCGUCUAAAGUGGUUAACUCCAACCCUCAGGAGACUUCAGCCUCUAAAAACUGUGGGAAGAAUCUAAGUAGUUACUGGCUGAUGAAGUCAGAGCCAGAAAGCCGACUAGAGAAAGGUGUAGAUGUGAAGUUCAGCAUCGAGGAUCUUAAAGCACAGCCCAAGCAGACGGCAUGCUGGGAUGGUGUUCGCAACUACCAGGCCCGGAACUUCCUUCGAGCCAUGAAGCUGGAGCAAGAAGCUUUCUUCUACCAUAGCAACUGCAAAGAGCCAGGCAUUGCAGGACUUGUGAAGAUUGUGAAGGAAGCUUACCCAGACCACACACAAUUUGAGAAAAACAAUCCCCAUUAUGACCCAUCCAGCAAAGAAGACAACCCCAAAUGGUCCAUGGUGGAUGUUCAGUUUGUUCGGAUGAUGAAGCGCUUCAUCACCCUGGCUGAGCUCAAAACCCAUCACCAAGCUCACAAAGCUACUGGAGGCCCCUUAAAAAAUAUGGCUCUCUUCAGUCGCCAGAGACUCUCAGUUCAGCCCUUGACCCAAGAGGAGUUCGAUUUUAUUUUGAGCCUGGAGGAAAAGGAACCAAGUUAAGUGGGACACUGUUGCUGGAAUAGGCAAGACAUUAUUCCAAAGAAGUCAAGCUUUUGUACGACAGAAGGAGGUGUGAGGAGGCUUUUUUUGUCAUGUUCACCUGGGGUUGUGUACGUAGGUGAUUUUCAUGUACCUUUUCCAAUAAAACGUUAAUAUCAAA
This is a messenger RNA of Hyaena hyaena (striped hyena), 1181 nucleotides long. RefSeq names its product thymocyte nuclear protein 1 (gene THYN1). Gene Ontology annotation, cellular component: nucleus. The record is from RefSeq and is a predicted model, not a curated record. The transcript has 9 exons. Lineage: Eukaryota; Metazoa; Chordata; Mammalia; Carnivora; Hyaenidae. The coding region runs from base 80 to 1021 and encodes 313 amino acids.